Messenger RNA from Rodentolepis nana, 1305 nucleotides. Lineage: Eukaryota; Metazoa; Platyhelminthes; Cestoda; Cyclophyllidea; Hymenolepididae. The record is from the annotation of a GenBank genome assembly.
AUGUUCGAAACAAAAAUCGAUACAUAUGAUGAGAUACUUAAAGACCUCAACGCCGUCUUAUCAGCUCAUCCUAGUGAUAAUCUACACUUGGCAUCUACGCUAAAUCUAUUUACGACAUUACGUGAACAAACGGAUAAACUUGCUUGCAAAAAUCCAGCUUCAAGACUUGUAAAGAUAUAUGGUGAUGAAGCUUUUAUUAAUUAUUAUAAGCAGUGUCUUGAGUAUUUUGUUUUGGAGCCGAAAUUAUGUGUCCUGGCCAGCUAUCAGUCGGCAGAAUCUAUGAGUUUUUCCAAACUACAUGCUUCCUUAUGGAAUAUAUGCAGGCUUCAUAACGCAACGGGAUAUUGGGUCUGUAAAAGACUAAGCAAACACUAUGUUCAUGAUUCUCUCUGGCGUUUCGUUUCAUGCAGGGCUCUUCUUGCCACAAAAUGUGUCCAGAAAUCCGCGACAAAGUUACUGGUUUGCUGGUCUUUUGGAAUUCUUCUCCAUAUUCUCUCUAAUACACAAGUUUCGGUGGAUAGCUAUCGGAGUCACAACGGCGUUCAUAUAUUGCUCCCCUUUCUUACGAACUGUAACUUUAGGAAAUCACGCAGCCAAUCAGAAUAUUUAAAAAUGUGCGCCCUUCUUCUCCUCGUCCGGAUUGUUGAUGAAACUGAGAAUAAAUCAAUCAACAAAUCCGAUAAUUAUGUCGAAUAUCUCCUCGGUGCUGUGAGAGUCGCACUUAAAGCGGCAGAUUUAUACUCCCCAAUUCAUAAAUACCACCUCCUUCAAUUGCUCUAUGGCCUCAAUCGAAUUAUCCGAUUUGAUGUAAACAAGCGAAUUCUAUUGGAAAACCAUAUACUUGAUGAUAUUCUAACAAUACUUCAAAUAGCAAAAGAUCUUCCCAACUCAAAGAAGUGCAAUAUUCUCAAAUCCCCUAUUCCAAAUACCGAUUCGGACACUCUAGCGACUGAGGUUAUUCGGUUGCUAUGGCAACUUUGUUUCCUAUCAGAAACCUUGGAACAACUUCAGCUUUAUCCCUCACUUCUUACUCUCUGUCGAGAAUUUGGUGAAAAGAGUAAUUCAACAACUUGUCGUGAAACUGUAGAGGGUUUACUCUGGACCCUUUCCAAAUCUGUGACUAAUUUUGAAUUUCCAUAUAUCAAAUUUAAACCCCUUUCAGCUACUGGAAAUCCUUAUGGUCACAUUGUCUUCGCCUGCAAUAGAACUUAUCGGCAAAGUGUGAACCACAUUAUGAUGUCAUUAAAACGACGCGGAUAUAAUGUUUACUCAGAACCUGAUCACUUGGGUAUGCUUCUUCCUUGA